Didymodactylos carnosus is the source of this 1124-nucleotide messenger RNA. The record is from the annotation of a GenBank genome assembly. Lineage: Eukaryota; Metazoa; Rotifera; Eurotatoria; Philodinida; Philodinidae.
UCGAUUUUUGGAAAAUUUGAAUGCGUGCAAACUCGUUAAAUUUCUUAGAACCAUAUUUAACCGGAUCUGUCUCGUUACCGCUCCGACGAAACGUUAGCACGCGUCAUAUUUGAAAAUUUAACCCGUUUAAACACAAUUUUCUCGAAAACUUCUUUUUUAACGCAUGCUAACCUGCGUUAGGGUAUCAAAAUUAUUUCAUGGGAAUAACAUCAAAAAUUAUAUCAACAUUUAAUACAAAUAAUUUUUGGUUAAAAUUAUUAAAUAAAAAAAUUAUUAAUGUUAUUGUAUGUCAUUAAUCAUCCAUCUCAAAUUUCUACAAAUAUCAUUAUCUUUAUACAUUACCAUAUUCAUAUAAAGAUAAUGGUGAUUUUUUAUCUCAUAAUCUUAUUAAUUACUGUUCUUGUUCUUUAGAUAAUAAUAAUACUAUGAAUGAUAAGACCUUAUAUAAACUUGUUCAGUUUGUAACAUUGAAUAAAUCAUUCAUAACUUAUGAUCAAUUUCGAUUAUUAAAUCAAAAAUUUGUUAAACUUUAAUCAUUAAAUAUCUAUCAACACUUUUAUUUCGAGGAAAAAGAAGAAAAUAAUAAUAAUAAUAAUAUUCCAAUACUAAAAUAUUGUCAUGAAAUUCGCUUUUAUCUUCUAGAAUUUACUACAGAAAAAUGUUUUAAUAAUAUGAAAUAUUUAUUUUUAAUGACAGCAAAUGUUAAAAUUUUAAAAGUUGAUAAUUUCAGUUCUUGUAAUAUAUUUUUAAAUAUUGAUAAAAUUACUCGCCAUAGUAUAUAUCAACGGUAUUUUAAUCAUAUCAAUGAAUUAAAUAUAACUGAAAUAAAUAACAAAAAUUAUCAAAAUUUAUCAAUUUAUAUGAAUUUUUUUCAAAAUAUUAAAAUAUUAAAAUUAUCAUUUUCAAGUGAAUUAAAAUCAAUUAUGAUCUAUAUAUGUAUAAUACCUAUUCUAGGUACAUCAUAUUUAACAUUAAAUUAUUUAGAAAAAGAAAUCGAUCCGAUGGCAAAAGAAAUAUUAGAACUUCAAGGUUUUGAUACGACAGUUAGUUUACCCCGAAAUAAUGAUAAUGUAUUUACAAUAUUUAAUAAUAAUAUUAAAGAUUUGGAGGAGUUGAAAGAAUAA